AUGGUGCGAACAGGCAAACUCAAGAAGAAAUCUACCUCCGUCCACUCUCGCGCUGCCCGCCGUGGCAACUCACCUUCCGAUGUCGACAGAUCCUUGGAGUCAAUGUCUCGAGUAGAGGCGCCGACGAAAGCAGCCGGUGUUCUUGCAGCACACGCAAACGCCGGUAUAUCAAAGAAGAAAGCCACCAAAAAAUUGACUCGAUCGCAACGUCUCCGCCAACAGAAAGGGAUCGAGAGGGGAGAAAUGCUUUUCGAUCGAUUGGAAACUAAGGUCGAGAAGGCCAAAACAUCUUACUCAAAAGUGGCAAAUGCGCGCAAGGUACAAUGGGAGGACCUCAGUGGCAAGCAGGCCAAGGCGGCGAAGAUUCUUCAGCAAACACAACACAAUGACGAUGAGCGAAUGGAAGAAGACGAAAAAGUUUCAUCAGCUGCCCCUAUUACAUCCAACAAACCUGCAUUCACAACACCAGUCGCAAGUUCCUUGCCGCCGGUAGAACCUGCAGCCGUCGAUGAUGAUGACAACAUUACUUGA
Talaromyces marneffei is the source of this 531-nucleotide messenger RNA. RefSeq lists its product as uncharacterized. Gene Ontology annotation, cellular component: nucleolus; preribosome, large subunit precursor. NCBI's taxonomy places the organism in Eukaryota, Fungi, Ascomycota, Eurotiomycetes, Eurotiales, Trichocomaceae. The record is from RefSeq and is a predicted model, not a curated record. The coding region runs from base 1 to 531 and encodes 176 amino acids. Gene Ontology annotation, biological process: ribosomal large subunit export from nucleus. The transcript is spliced from 3 exons.